Molecule: messenger RNA, 2295 nt
Organism: Quercus robur (English oak)
Lineage: Eukaryota; Viridiplantae; Streptophyta; Magnoliopsida; Fagales; Fagaceae
Product: phosphoenolpyruvate carboxykinase (ATP) 1-like
Exons: 12
Coding region: 136-2136 (666 amino acids)
Biological process (GO): gluconeogenesis
Cellular component (GO): cytosol
Molecular function (GO): ATP binding; phosphoenolpyruvate carboxykinase (ATP) activity
Source: RefSeq, a predicted model, not a curated record
CAUCUUAUCAAAAAAUCAUAUCACUCGUUUUUUCUUCUUUCUUUCUUUUGCAUGGUCGGAAAAUAUUAACGUUGUUAAUUGGAUUUCAAACUGAGAAAAAAAAAAAAAAGGUUAUAUAAGGAAAAGCUAGAAAUCAUGGAGGCAGAAAACGGAGAGGCUAGGUUGGCGAGCAGACGUGCAGGGCUGACGAGGAUCGUAACGCAGAAGAAGUCGGCGGCGGAGACGGUGGCGGUGUGCCACGAUGACAGUACGCCGCCGGUGAAAGCUCAGACGAUCGAUGAGCUUCAUUCUCUUCAGAAGAAGAAAUCGGCACCCAACACUCCGAGGACAGCUAGAACUCCGCGUCAGGGUCAGGGAGCUGCUACUUUUGCCGUCAUCUCCGAAGAGGAUUUCCAGAAACUGCAACUCCAAUCCAUCAGUGCAUCGUUGGCAUCGCUAACGAGGGAGACAGGGCCUAAGGUGGUGAAAGGGGACCCAGCAAGGAAGGUAGAGGGACAAAGGGUGGCACAUAGUGGGCAUAGUAUACACGACACCUUCGACGUUAGUGACAGCGCCCUCAAGUUCACUCACGUCCUCUACAACCUUUCUCCUGCUGAACUUUACGAGCAAGCUAUUAGGUAUGAGAAAGGGUCAUUUAUAACAGCUUCCGGUGCUUUAGCAACUCUUUCGGGAGCAAAGACAGGUCGGUCACCCAGGGACAGACGUGUAGUUAAGGAUGAAACCACUGAAGAUGAGCUUUGGUGGGGAAAGGGUUCACCCAACAUCGAAAUGGAUGAGCAUACUUUCAUGGUCAACAGAGAAAGAGCUGUGGAUUACUUGAACUCGUUGGAGAAGGUGUAUGUGAAUGAUCAGUUUUUGAACUGGGACCCAGAACACCGUAUCAAAGUCCGGAUUGUAUCUGCCCGAGCUUACCAUUCCUUGUUUAUGCACAACAUGUGUAUACGACCCGAUGCUGAAGAGCUGGAGGAAUUUGGGACUCCAGACUUUACAAUAUACAAUGCUGGGCAGUUCCCAUGUAAUCGAUACACUCAUUACAUGACCUCCUCUACUAGCGUAGACCUCAAUCUUGCUAGGAGGGAAAUGGUCAUCCUCGGAACACAGUAUGCUGGGGAAAUGAAGAAAGGUUUAUUCAGUGUAAUGCACUAUCUCAUGCCUCAACGUCACAUCCUUUCCCUGCACUCUGGUUGCAAUAUGGGGAAAGGUGGUGAUGUUGCCCUCUUCUUUGGAUUAUCAGGUACCGGGAAGACAACUCUAUCUACAGAUCAUAAUAGGUAUUUAAUCGGAGAUGAUGAGCACUGCUGGAGUGAGAAUGGUGUGUCAAACAUUGAAGGUGGCUGCUAUGCAAAGUGCAUUGAUUUGUCAAAGGAUAAGGAGCCUGAUAUUUGGAAUGCUAUCAAGUUUGGGACUGUGUUAGAGAAUGUUGUAUUUGAAGAGCAUACUCGAGAAGUGGAUUACUCAGACAAAGGAGUUACAGAGAACACUCGUGCAGCAUAUCCUAUAGAGUACAUCCCUAAUGCUAAGAUACCAUGUGUUGGACCCCAUCCAAAGAAUGUCAUCCUUCUAGCCUGUGAUGCAUUUGGUGUGCUCCCACCUGUGAGCAAGCUGAGCCUGGCUCAGACCAUGUACCAUUUUAUCAGUGGCUACACUGCUCUGGUGGCUGGGACAGAGGAAGGUAUCAAGGAGCCACAGGCUACAUUCUCAGCCUGCUUUGGUGCAGCAUUUAUAAUGCUGCAUCCUACAAAGUAUGCAGCAAUGCUGGCUGAAAAGAUGCAAAAGCAUGGGGCUACCGGAUGGCUUGUUAACACAGGCUGGUCGGGUGGGCGCUAUGGAUCAGGUAACCGUAUCAAGCUAGCUUAUACCAGGAAGAUCAUUGAUGCCAUUCACUCAGGGACCCUUUUGAAUGCAAACUAUGUUAAGACUGAAGUGUUUGGACUUGAGAUCCCUACUGAAAUUGAUGGCGUGCCUUCAGAAAUCCUGAGUCCGAUUAAUACUUGGUCAGACAAGAAGGCCUACAAUGACACAUUAUUAAAGCUAGGGGGUCUGUUCAAGAAGAAUUUUGAGGUAUUUGCGAAUUACAAGAUUGGAACGGACAACAACUUGACUGAGGAGAUCCUUGCAGCCGGUCCUACCUUUUAAACAGAAAUAUGUGAUUGAUGGAGCAAAGGAAAAUGGAAGUAAAUAAGAAGCGCGAGCCAUUGCUACCAUGGGCAGAGUUUGUGUAAUAUUGUGUCCCUAAGAACCAUAUAAGUAAUCUAAUCUUUAUUAAUAAAGAGAAGAGGGUAUUCUUGUGUGGCA